UUUUGUGUUACGGGCCGAGCCUGACUCGCUCCGAGCCGACGCAAACUCGGGCCGAGCCCAAAAGUUCGAGCUGAGCGUCCAGAUUUAGUCAUGUGCCACUUCCCUCAAUCGCACGUGCUAAACCGAACUGUGUGGAAAGCCCCAUCUUGACGCUAGCUGCAUCCUUAGAGCAUGGUUAAUAAUAUAGCCAACUGCUGGCUAUAUGAUAUUACCAUGUCAUAUAUAGCCAUCACUUAUAGUCACUCAUACAAUAAGGUUAGUUAUUAGGUUAAAUAUACCAGUACUACUCUUUCUCACAUACUUUCUAUCUCUUUCUUCAUAUUUAUUGUAUCGACUUAGGAGUCCACAUAUAGCUAGCUAGAAUCUUGCAUGAGAGCACACUCCCCUUAAUUUUUCAUGUCUCUCUCCUCCACAUAGGCUAAAUUGCCAUGUAAGCGGACUAUAAGCAUGCUAUUAUACUUACUCUUAUCCGACUUAUUACAAAUAAAAAAGUCUUUAACAUGCUUGUUUGGCCGUUACUUUUUCAGACACAUGGAAAUCAUUGGAAACGAUCACAACCAGAAUAUUAUUAAUACAUGACAAGUGCAAUAUUAUUAUUUUCACCUUAAUAUUCGAUAUAUUUAGCUUUUGAUGAACCUAAUUGAUCAGAUCCAUCAAUGCGACGGGCAUUCAUAAUUUUACUACACAUGUGAUUACGAGCUGCAAAACUAGUUUGCUAGGACUUUGGUUAUCUAGCUUUGCUUCACAUGCCCAUAUUCUGCACCUUGCUGCAAGUGUAAACUGAAAGCUGGAGGCUAAGUUAAACAACACUUACUUCAGAUCUGCAGUGUCCAUAAGGAGGUGCAGACAUGGAUCCCAUUCAAACUCUGGUAGAUCCUCACCAACCAAAAAAAAAAACCCGCCAGUGUGAAUAGGUGCUAGGUAAUUUGAAUGGCAACUAGCCAAGUGGCCGGCAUGCUUUCCAAGGUUUAGCACGUGUGACUGACGCAACUAGCCAUGCAAUCAAGUGACACAUGAAUAACCUAUAAACCAAUUGGGCGCUAGGUAAUUUUGGCAACUAGCCAUGCAAGUGGCACAUGAUGAAUUAACCUAUAAAUCACUUGGCCAUGCAAGUUGCACCUCCUUGUGAACGCUGCUGAUCUGAAGCAAGAAUCGAUGAGCUUAGCCUCAGCUCUCAAUCUAAGCAUAUCUGUUGAAGCAUCUUUCUCCUUGGACCUGUACCGGCUAUAAAUGUACUCCCUAGUAACACCCUUUGUGCCACCAUCCUAGUGAAGCAGCUUGCCCACCAGUCACCACCACAUCCUCCAUUCUCCUUAGCGUACGUCUUGAGAUCCAAGGAGCUAUCAAGCAAUGGCGCAUCUGCGGCUCCACGGCACCAUCAAUGCUACCAUCAUGGGGGCCGACAACAUCCAUGAUCGCUCCCGCCACACCGGCAUCGUCGCCAGCUUCCUUGGCAAUAUUGUGCAAGGUGUGCAGGAGACGACGGGUUUGGGCAAGGGCCUGUCGCGGAUGUACGCGGCCAUCUACCUCGGCAGCGCGUGCAUCGCGCGGACGCGUACCAUCGCCAUCCCUGCAGCCGGAAGCGCGCGAUGGAACGAGCCGCUCCGCGCCUACUGCGCCCACCACGCCGCCGACGUCGUCAUCUCCAUCAUGAUCGAGCAGCUCGGCCUCGACGAUGACACGGUCCUCGGCCGCGCCUACCUGCCCGCCCGGGAGCUCCUCAAUGCCAAUGGCACAACAAUCGACCGCUGGUUCGACGUCCUUGGCACGGACAGGACGAAGCUCCCGGAUGGACCCAAGAUACACGUGCAGAUCAGCUUCUGCGAUGUCGCUGACCAAGGCCUGGCGUGGGGCGGCGGAGUCGGCGGCGGCGUGGUGCCCCACACCUUCUUCGCGCAGAGGCCGGGGUGCAGGGUCACCCUGUACCAGGACGCGCACGCGUCUGAGGAGUUCGACCCCAAGAUCCGGCUCGACGGUGGCGGGCUCUACAAGCCCGGGCACUGUUGGGAAGACAUAUACGACGCCAUCAGCAACGCACGGCACCUCGUGUACAUCACGGCCUGGUCCAUGUUCCCCCACAUCACGCUGGUGCGGGGCCGGGACGGCGUGCAGGAAACCCCCGGCGAGCUCCUGAAGCGCAAGGCCGGCGAGGGCGUGCACGUGCUCCUGCUCGUGUGGAACGACAUCUCCUCCAUUGAUGGCCUGCACGAGGUCGGCGUCAUGGACACGAGGGACCAGCUGACGGCCAAGUACUUCCGCGGCAGCCGCGUGCAGUGCGUCCUCUGCCCGAGGAACUGGUCCGUCAGAGGCUACAUCUUGGACGCCAAGACGCCUGUCGACACGGUCGUUUACAGCCACCACCAGAAGGCCAUCACCGUCGACCAGGAGCUACCUGCUUCGUCGGGGUCGAACGGGCACCGCCAGAUCGUCAGCUUCCUCGGCGGCCUCGACGUGUGCAAUGGACGCUACGACACGCAGUCCCACUCCCUGUUCAGGACGCUGGGCACGGGGCAGGCGCACAGCAAUGACUUCAGCCAAAUCAACUUCAGUGACGAGGACGCGACGCUCGACAAGGGCGGGCCCAGGACGCCAUGGCACGACAUCCACGCCAAGGUCGAGGGCGCCGUGGCAUGGGACGUGCUCCACAAUUUCGAGCAGCGGUGGAGGAAACAAGGCGGCGGCAAGGAGCACCUGGUCGACCUUGUAGCCCUCGAGGGCAAGGUCGCUCCGUCCUCAUGGCCGGUGACGCUCCCCGGCGACCAGGAGGCGUGGAGUGUGCAACUGUUCCGGUCCAUCGACAGCAUCUCCACCUUGGGCUUCCCCGACUCCAUGGAGGAUGCCUAUGAGGCCGGCCUCGUCCAAGACAAGCACCGAGUGUUCGAGAGGAGCAUCCAGGACGCCUACAUCCACGCCAUACGCGCCGCAAAAAGCUUCAUCUACAUUGAGAACCAGUACUUCGCCGGCAGCUCCUUCCAGUGGAAAACCCACGACGGCAUAGACCCGGCAGAUGUCGGGGCGUGUCAGCAGAUCCCCAGGGAGCUCUCACUCAAGAUCGUGAGCAAGAUAGAGGCCGGCGAACGCUUCGCGGUCUAUGUCGUGGUGCCCAUGUGGUCGGAAGGCACCCCUACGGGGCGAUACAGGCAGGCAAUGCUGGACAACCAAAGAAGGACAAUGGCCCUAAUGUAUGACGACAUCGCCGUUGCGCUGCAGGCCAAGAAGAUCGACGCCAACCCCAGGGACUACCUUACCUUCUUCUGCUUAGGGAACCGGGAGGCCAAGAGUGAGGGCGAGCACCAGCCCGCGAAACACCCAAAGGAUGGGACGGACUACGCCAGGGCGCAGAAGGCACGCCGGUUCAUGAUCUACGUUCACUCCAAGAUGAUGAUAGUUGAUGACGAGUACAUCAUUGUGGGAUCUGCCAACCUCAACGAGCGGUCCAUGGCGGGGGACAGGGACAGCGAGAUAGCUAUUGGCGCGUACCAGCCGCACCGCAUCAACACCGAUGCCGAGCUCGCCAAGGGGCACGUCCAUGGCUUCCGGAUGUCGCUGUGGUACGAGCACCUCGGCAAGACGCACGACGACUUCCUCCGCCCGGGGAGCCUAGAGUGCGUGCGGAUGGUCAACAAGAUGGCCGAUGAGUGCUGGAACCUCUACGUCGGCGACCAGCUCAAGGACGACCUCCCAGGCCACCUCCUCACCUACCCCGUCGCCGUAAGCAAGGCCGGCACGGUCUCGACGCUCAAGGGGUUUGAAUUCUUCCCUGACACGAAGGCUCGCGUGCUUGGUAAGCCGACUGGAAUAAGUGACUAUUUUAUGAGCAUAUAGAUCCAGGUUUGCUGCUCCUAGUCCUAGCUAGUGUUGCUUAAUCCUGGCACCUCAGCUGUCUUAGUUAGGAUCUAGUGAUUUUCUUAAAAUUGUUUCCCAUUUUCUGUUAGCUAGUUUGCUAGCGUGAGCCCCGAUUUGUGCGAGCGAGCUGCUCGCAUGUUCUGAGUCCUUGGGAUGGCGCGGAGAGAUCGGACAUGAGCACGAUCAGCACGAUCGUUUUCUCUUUGAAUAAAUGGUGGAAGAAAUCAAAAACGUUGCAGACAUUUAUGCAGCGCAAAAACACUCUCUUGAGAUCUCUAUGUAUACAUUGUCCUCGCCGUAGUUCAUAGCUUCGACCAACAGCUAGAUAGUGGCAUGUUAUCUUCACCUAGCUGUUCAUGUCCUGUUUUAACCACAGGAGAAACAAUAUGUAAUUGAGUUUGAUUGUGAACUUUAUUCGAAUAAAAUUUCAUUCUAGCCCA
This is a messenger RNA of Triticum aestivum (bread wheat), 4286 nucleotides long. Its product is annotated as phospholipase D alpha 2. The record is from RefSeq and is a predicted model, not a curated record. Gene Ontology annotation, biological process: phosphatidylcholine metabolic process; phospholipid catabolic process. The coding region runs from base 1351 to 3825 and encodes 824 amino acids. Gene Ontology annotation, molecular function: D-type glycerophospholipase activity; calcium ion binding. NCBI's taxonomy places the organism in Eukaryota, Viridiplantae, Streptophyta, Magnoliopsida, Poales, Poaceae. The transcript is spliced from 3 exons. Gene Ontology annotation, cellular component: plasma membrane.